Amoebophrya sp. A120 is the source of this 1676-nucleotide messenger RNA. NCBI's taxonomy places the organism in Eukaryota, Dinophyceae, Syndiniales, Amoebophryaceae. The record is from the annotation of a GenBank genome assembly.
GAAGUGCAGCUCGCAGAAUACCGUAUGUAUAGCCGGCCGCUUUCUUACAGUGCAGCGGCUCUGGCAGCACAGUUUUCAUUUUAUUAGUCGCUGACUCUGUCUCUCUCCCUAUUCUCGCAGACCCUGAGUCGCGGCCACAUAAAAAGCGUGACUUCUCCCUCGGAAAGGGUUCGAGUUCGAAUUCCAAUCGGUUGCAGCUGCAAUACGUGGGACAAGAAAAAAUCAAAAUGUAAAAUCAAAAUAAGUAGUUCGCUUCAUUGUGUGAGGACAGCACACAGGGGAUCAUACAAUUAGAGGGGUUGAGAGAACAACGGGUCGUUGUCCUUAGAUGAGAAAGAGCGUUUUCACUAGAGGGCUCGAGGGUCGUCGUGGUGAAGUUUAAGAAAACUUUAAUUCACCUGAUCGCCCGAAUCGGCCUACAUGGAUGUUGUUCUCUUCAGCAGCAACAUUGACCCUUAGAGCACCACUUUGUUGUUGUUCUAACCGCAAAGAACUAAAGCGAAAAUGCACGGCUUCGAUUCGCUUGUCGGCGGGGGGAUUCUCCUCCUCUUGCUCGAGCUGUUGAUGAUCGCGGUCGUAUCAAAUGCAAAUAUGUAUGGGUCUGGGAGGAUGCAACUUGUCAUGCUAAAUCUGAAUCAUGUAAAAAUUGCGCUGCAUGAUUUUGAUUGCCCAAAGCAAAAUAAGCUGUCCACUUUUGACCUAGUCGAGAGGCAGUUUCUUAUGCAGAAUAAGCAUGAUAGAAUUAGAACUCUCACAGAAUCUGUUAUGCUAUGUCCUGCAUACCAGACCUCAUGGAUCAUAGAAAACCUGCAUGACAAACCUAGCACUCUUCCAGACCCAGACAUAUAUGCAUUUGAUAGGUCGUCGCCUACAACAACGAGCUACGCACUGCAAAUAUGUCUGCGCCUGAAGCGGUCUGUUGUAGUAAACAUGCAAAGGCACCACAUGAUAAAACGCACGCGCUCUGUUUGCUAGGUGCAAGCGAACGUUCUGAUGCGUGAGCAUAGGCAUAGCAUAGGCUUCCUUGCAAAAGAAGAAGAAACUUGCAAAAGCCUUUGCGUGCAUGCGAGAAGGCCUUCUGAUGCGUGGUCGAAAAGAUGCAUCACAAACAAGGACAAAAUUUCAGGACCAGACAUGAAAUUUUCAGUGGAUACGAUGCCGGAAAAACUUCUUCCACCGACAUCGCGGCCGAUGCCGAGUUCACCGAUCCGGUGGGAGAGGAAAACGAAGGGAAGGCAUUUUUCGAGCGGGAGGACGUCGACGGGGAGCUUCAUGGAACAACUGCAGACGGUGUGGGAAGAACGUGCAUUAGCCAGCACAAUGCCUGUAAAUGCGAGCAACAGCAGGAGGACUGGGACGUGGGCAGAGCGAAGAAGGAGAAGAAGUCGGUGUGGAAUUGCAAAGAAUUGAAACCUGAUGAAUCUGGUUGCUCCCGGAAGUAUUCUCAACUGCUGUCAAGGACGUGGUUUUGCACAAAAACCGACAGGUACUACAUCAACAAAUAAAAGGAGAACCGGAACAGUUCAAAAACAUUUGGAUUGUCGCUAAAGCUAAAAGGUGCAGCUCGCCCGAUGUGGUGGUCACUCCAUUCGUGCUUGAGUGUGAAGCCUUUGAUAGAAGUGGAUAGCACAUCGUAGGUACGUUCUACGAGAAGCCAGAAGCUUCGGCAAAGAAAA